Molecule: messenger RNA, 162 nt
Organism: Colletotrichum lupini
Lineage: Eukaryota; Fungi; Ascomycota; Sordariomycetes; Glomerellales; Glomerellaceae
Exons: 1
Source: RefSeq, a predicted model, not a curated record
GGUAAAAGUAAAUUUAUUAUAUAUAAUAAUAUAAUCUAUUACUUAUUAAUUAAAAAUAAGCGGGUAAUAAGAAGUAUAUUAAUAUUAGAGGUUUAUAAUAUAGUUAACGGUAUUAACCUCUCUUACGCGAUUUUAAUAACGCUAAAAAAGAUUAUUAAUUAA